Cuscuta epithymum is the source of this 652-nucleotide messenger RNA. The record is from the annotation of a GenBank genome assembly. NCBI's taxonomy places the organism in Eukaryota, Viridiplantae, Streptophyta, Magnoliopsida, Solanales, Convolvulaceae.
UGCUAACUCAACGCUUCAUAAAUCUCUUCUAAUUUGUAUACGAAAUAUUUAGGCAUUCAAUUCGGAUGUUGUCAGUUUUGAGGGAUUGAUAUGGAUCAAUGGAUCAUGGUGUUUUUCAAAGAUGCAUAUCUAGUCGUCGUCUUUGUCAUCAUCAUCAAAUCAAAGGUAAGUGGUCAAUCAGCUCUUGGGGUGAUCACAAGAUUUAAGUGUGACUUAAUCAACCCCUCACACCUGAGUAUUGCGUCAGGUUCUUCUGUUGUCGCCAUAGCACCACAUGAAUUGACAUUUCCGUGCUGGCUGACAUCGGGAAUCAUGUUGCCAAGAUCAAUAUGGGAAAACCUUUCAUGUAUGCGAUAUGGGACUAAAGUAUUUAAACACCAUUUUCUCGAUACAUCUUGUGAAUGGCUUCCUGCAUUGUCUUUAUUGAUGAAAUACCAGACGGAGAGAAGAGUUGCACGCCAGAUUGGGUAGUUUGUGUUGUGGUUUACCUGCUUGUUUAGCACCCUUAAUCAUGGUGUCCAAUCAUGUUUUAUACAUUUGUAUUAGUGCCCAAUUGAUAUUGAUCUAUCAUAUUUAAUAUUCUCUACGCUUCAUAAUUUGCUUAAUUGUUAAAAUAUUCUUUUACAAGAUGGAAUUGUGCAUAAAUCUAAUG